Molecule: messenger RNA, 1377 nt
Organism: Purpureocillium lilacinum
Lineage: Eukaryota; Fungi; Ascomycota; Sordariomycetes; Hypocreales; Ophiocordycipitaceae
Product: isocitrate dehydrogenase [NADP], mitochondrial precursor (Oxalosuccinate decarboxylase)
Biological process (GO): isocitrate metabolic process; NADP+ metabolic process
Cellular component (GO): mitochondrion
Molecular function (GO): isocitrate dehydrogenase (NADP+) activity; NAD binding; magnesium ion binding
Source: RefSeq, a predicted model, not a curated record
AUGAACUCUGCCGCGAGGAUUCUCUCUUCCUCUUCCCGCCAGAGCUUGCGCCGUCUCCAGAUCCGCUCCGCCGCUCCCGCCUCCCGUUUCGCCCCGACUUUUGGAGCCGUCCAGACCCUGUCCGCCUCAGCCCGCACCAUGGCCACCACGCGCAAGAUCAAGGUCAAGAACCCCGUCGUCGAGCUCGACGGCGACGAGAUGACCCGCAUCAUCUGGAAGGACAUCAAGGACAAGUUCAUCCACCCCUACCUGGACAUCGACCUCAAGUACUACGACCUCGGCCUCGAGUACCGCGACGAGACCAACGACCAGGUCACCAUUGACGCCGCCGAGGCCAUCAAGAAGUACUCGGUCGGCGUCAAGUGCGCCACCAUUACCCCGGACGAGGCCCGCGUCGAGGAGUUUAAGCUUAAGCAGAUGUGGCUCUCUCCCAAUGGCACCAUCCGUAAUGCGCUGGGCGGCACCGUCUUCCGCGAGCCCAUCGUCAUCCCUCGCAUUCCCCGCCUCGUCCCCGGCUGGCAGAAGCCCAUCAUCAUCGGCCGCCACGCCUUUGGCGACCAGUACCGCGCCAAGGACACCGUCGUCAAGGGCGCCGGCAAGCUGUCCAUGGUCUACACCCCCGAGGGCGGCGAGCCUCAGGAGAUCGAGGUCUUCCAGUUCAAGAACGGCGGCGUCGCCCAGACGCAGUACAACACGGAUGAGUCCAUCGCGGGCUUCGCGCACGCCUCGUUCAAGCUGGCGCUCGACAAGAGCCUCCCCCUGUACAUGAGCACCAAGAACACCAUCCUCAAGAAGUACGACGGCCGCUUCAAGGACAUCUUCCAGGAGCUGUACGACACGCAGUACAAGAAGGAGUUUGAGGCCAAGAACAUCUGGUAUGAGCACCGCCUGAUCGACGACAUGGUUGCCCAGAUGAUCAAGAGCUCCGGCGGCUACAUCAUGGCCCUGAAGAACUACGACGGUGACGUCCAGUCCGACAUUGUGGCCCAGGGCUUCGGCUCCCUCGGCCUCAUGACCUCGGUCCUCAUCACCCCUGAUGGCAAGACGUUCGAGUCCGAGGCCGCCCACGGCACCGUCACCCGCCAUUACCGCGAGUACCAGAAGGGCAACGAGACGUCGACCAACCCUAUCGCCUCCAUCUUCGCCUGGACGCGCGGCCUGAUCCAGCGCGGCAAGCUCGACGAGACCCCCGAGCUGGUCGCCUUCGCCGAGAGCCUCGAGCAGGCCUGCAUCGACACGGUCGAUGUCGACGGAAUCAUGACCAAGGACCUGGCCCUGGCGUGCGGAAAGAAGGCUCGCUCCGACUACGUCACGACCACGGAGUACCUCAACGCCGUGGAGCGCCGCAUGAAGAACAUCCUCAAGGAGAAGCUGUAA